UUCAUCAAUCUCCUCGGCGCUAAUGCGCUCCUGAGCGAAAUGAAAGACAGUAUUGAGCUUACUAUACAUUGUCUAUUUCCCGAGGUUCUUGCUUUAAUUUUUAGCUACUUGGAUGUUCGAGACAAAGGUAGGGUUGUUCAAGUUUGUACUAAAUGGAGAGACGCUGGCUAUAAUCGUUUAGUAUGGCGAGGAGUCCAAGCAAGACUACAACUACGAAGGUCAAAUCCUUACUUGUUUCCUUCACUUGCCAAGCGUGGCAUCAGGAAAAUACGUAUAUUGAGUUUAAAAAAGAGCCUUAGCUAUGUUAUACAAAAUUUACCUAAUACAGAAAGUCUAAACCUGAAAGGUUGCUUCAAUGUGACAGACAGCGGCAUUGGACAUGCUUUCACCAAAUGUCUUCCCUCUUUGACAGUACUAGACCUAAGUCUGUGUAAACAAAUCACGGAUAGUAGUCUCGAAAAGAUUUCUGAAUUUCUACAAAAUCUGGAAUAUUUGGACCUUGCUGGAUGCUGUAAUAUCACAAACACAGGACUAUUGCUUUGUUCGUGGGGUUUACCUAAGCUAAAACACCUCAAUCUACGGAGUUGUCGACAUAUAUCUGAUACAGGUAUACUCCAUCUAACUGGCCUCUCCAACAACGGCAAAAGGAUCGGUAAUAAGAAUUUAACAACUUUAUGUUUACAGGACUGUCAGAAAAUCACUGAUAACGCUUUAAGACAUAUUUCUAAAGGACUAUUAAACUUAGAAUGCUUAAAUUUGAGCUUUUGCGGAGGCAUAACUGAGGCUGGACUAUCACACAUAGCAAGCCUUCGAAGCCUGCGGGAACUUAAUCUUCGAUCAUGCGAAGGAGUGAACGACGAAGGAAUCGCACACCUUUCGGUUGGUGGAUUAAACUUGGUGUUUUUAGACGUUAGUUUCUGCGACAAAAUAAGCGAUAAUGCUCUCAAUCAUGUAUCAAAUGGACUCAAUCAUUUACAAAAUCUAGGACUCAAUUCAUCAAGAAUUACUGAUGAGGGACUGUGCAAGAUUUCCAAACAUCUUCGAGAACUGCGUGUAUUGAAAAUUGGACAAUGCACUCAAAUAACAGACCGAGCUAUAGAAUCUAUAGCUUUCCAUUUGACUUCUAUAACUAGUAUUGAUUUGUAUGGUUGUACUAAUGUCACUAAACAUGGCUUGGAAAAGCUCAUGAGUCUACCGAAGCUGAGAGUUCUCAAUCUUGGAUUGUGGCAAAAGUAGCCCCUGUGUAGUGUUUGGCGCUAUCGUUAUUAGCUUUGUAACACACGUGGUUACAUGUUUUAUACUUUAUCAAGAAAGAGAAAAUGAACUAAACGAAUUAACAGCAAAUAAGUGAAUUUAAUUUGAAACAAAGUAGAUAUCUCCUAAUAAAUCUUACUGGUAUAAUUUUAUGACUUAUUCAAUCAUAAAAAUCUAUAUAAUGCCAGUAAAAUUAUUUAGUAGAUGCAAGCUAAAUGAUAUAUUGUAAAUGAAAAAUAGUAAUAUUUUUAGAUGUCCAAGACAUCAGACAUUGUACAGUUGCAUCUCCCCGGCAGGAAUUGAAAUUCUUGAUUCCAGUGCCAAAUAGCUGUCAUAGCAAAAUCAAAAAUAUUCUGUAGAUAGCUCAUAUAUUUACCAAUUAUAAACUUGUAAAGUUUAAUUCCAAUGAUAUUUUAAAUACAUGACGAUAAAACAAAAAGAAUCGAAUCAACUGUCUCCAUUUCACGAGUGCAUCAAUCGUGGUCAUAAUGAAUAUAUUUUGAUUGACCUCGAUAUGGUUAUAGUAAAUAAUGAUUAUAAAGAAAAAAAUAAAAAUGUUUACAGAAAGGUGGAAUUUUUAUAGGAAAAUUUGACAUAAACAGGAUAUUCCUAUGAUAUUUUAAAGUUUUGUCGUGUAAGAUAAAAUUGAAUUAAAAAUCUGAAGUGUAAAAUGUACUCUUCACACAUGGUUUGGGUUGACCUAAGAACUUUGAGUAAUUUUGGAUGUUGAAUGGAAAAUUUUGUUUUACAAUGAAGCAUUUAAUUUUCAGURUCUGUGAUCCAUUGAUAGCUCUAAAAAUAAAAGGGAAAAUAUAUUUUCUUUC
Molecule: messenger RNA, 2078 nt
Organism: Exaiptasia diaphana
Lineage: Eukaryota; Metazoa; Cnidaria; Anthozoa; Actiniaria; Aiptasiidae
Product: F-box/LRR-repeat protein 14
Exons: 1
Coding region: 40-1236 (398 amino acids)
Biological process (GO): SCF-dependent proteasomal ubiquitin-dependent protein catabolic process
Cellular component (GO): SCF ubiquitin ligase complex
Molecular function (GO): protein binding
Source: RefSeq, a predicted model, not a curated record